Leptonychotes weddellii (Weddell seal) is the source of this 2747-nucleotide messenger RNA. NCBI's taxonomy places the organism in Eukaryota, Metazoa, Chordata, Mammalia, Carnivora, Phocidae. The record is from RefSeq and is a predicted model, not a curated record.
AUGCUGCUGGAUGGUAUUUUACAAGAUUUGUCUGUUAAUUGCCACAGCGUUGAUAAGCCCAUCCUUCUGGAAGUGCGGCAGCUAGACCUGGUGGGCAUUGAGAUCGAGGAAACUCGGCAAAACAUUGACAAGAUAUCCGAGCACGUGGAAGAGGCUAAGAAACUCUACAGUAUCAUCCUGUCUGCACCGAUUCCAGAGCCAAAAACCAAGGAUGACCUAGAGCAGCUCACGACCGAGAUCAAGAAAAGGGCCAACAACGUCCGGAACAAACUGAAGAGUAUGGAGAGGCACAUCGAGGAAGAUGAGGUCCGGUCGUCGGCCGACCUUCGGAUUCGAAAAUCCCAGCAUUCCGUCCUGUCCCGGAAGUUUGUGGAGGUGAUGACCAAAUACAACGAGGCUCAGGUGGACUUCCGUGAACGCAGUAAAGGGCGAAUCCAGCGGCAGCUCGAAAUCACCGGCAAAAAGACCACAGAUGAGGAGCUGGAGGAGAUGCUGGAGAGUGGGAACCCCGCCAUAUUCACUUCUGGGAUCAUGGACUCCCAGAUUUCCAAGCAAGCCCUCAGUGAGAUCGAGGGGCGGCACAAGGACAUUGUGAGGCUGGAGAGCAGCAUCAAGGAGCUUCAUGACAUGUUUGUGGACAUCGCCAUGCUGGUGGAGAAUCAGGGUGAGAUGCUAGAUAACAUAGAGCUGAAUGUCAUGCACACAGUGGACCAUGUGGAGAAGGCACGGGAAGAAACGAAAAGAGCUGUGAAGUACCAGGGUCAGGCCCGGAAGAAAUUGAUAAUUAUCAUUGUGGUAGUAGUGGUGUUGCUGGGCAUUUUAGCAUUGAUUAUUGGACUUUCCGUUGGGCUGAAGUAAUGGCGGCCCGAGUGGUUGCUGCACUGAAAUAACCCGAUUUCACUCCAGCCUGGUGUGGCCACCCUUGUCUUCAGACGGGAACAGAGUUUGAAUGGCCUUCCUGUGAGAGAGUGCGACCUGUUCCUUUGUUUCCUUGUAACCGUCCUUGGACCUGACCCAGCAAACAAUUUAGCCCCGGAGGAAGCUAAUCUACCUGAUGCAACCCUGAGUUCUCCUCAAAACCUUCUCCUGCCCCACCAACUCUGAAGUGCCUUCUCUCCCAGACAGUACGAACCAACCCAGCUUCUCUUUGUUCCCUCUGAAUGUGUCAAAUUAUGCCUUGCACCUUGGAAAGCCCAUUCCAAACCUUCCCAAGGUGCUGUAUUUUCUACCUCAUGGAGUAUUCUCCUUCCAGAAAUUGCAGUGUAUUUUGUAGGGGGUUAUCGUUAACAACACAAAGGAUUCUUCCAAGUGUGGCAACAAUAAGACUUGGCUUGAGCCUUCUACUUGGCAGGGUCUUGGUCCUCACAGUUUGUUUUCCCUAUGUCUUGAAAAUAUGUGGAACUGGCAGAUGUCAUUUUGGUCUUAGAAGCUGACUUGUUUGAAGUUCAAUUUUAAAUUAAGCUCUUAGUAUGUUCAGCUUGGUGGCCAACUUCAAUCUUUAUGUUGUAUUCUCUCAUGUUUACUCAAGGAGGCACCAGCAUGAUACGAUUGUCCUAGGUUACCAUUUGUAAAGGCUGAGGGUAUGAGAUAUUUGUUUCCCUCUCUGACUCUUGGAAACUGGCUGUUCUCCAUUGGAGUGAUGUUUUGUGAAGCCAUUGCCUUGAGGUGAAAAAUAACCAGGCACUUAAAAUUGGGCCAGGGACAAGGUGCUUGAGUCUCAGGCUCUGGAAAUGCUCAGAUUGGUGCGAGUAUUCAGUCACUCAUUUCAUAUAUUCCAGAUGUAUUUUUAUAAUCAUGUGUGUGAGACGUAUGUAUAUAUUUGCCCGUGUCACUCAGGAAGUAGGAAACUAGAAAUGGAGAAUAUUAUAACCUCGAAACAAACAAACAAACAGACAAACCAACAGGCUAAAAAUUAGGUAAGAGACAUUUGCUUAUCUGCAAAUGAAUCAUAGUAGAAAUGUGAUCUUCUGGUGUCAUCGAGAAACCUUGUUUUCUGGUGAGUACUGGGACAAUCAUAGAUCUUUGGGGUGAGGACUAAGUUGACCCCCUUAAGUUUUUCUGCUUAGCAGACAGAAGGUGUGACAAGUUUUGGCACCUCUCCCCACUGCUGCAUAGGUGAGGCUUGUCCUGAGAACAUCCCAGAGCAAUUUGAGAUCAUUCCCGUGGCCUUUAGGAUGAUCCCGUCUCCAGGGCUGAGUCAGCUGGGGGAGACCGGGGACUACUGAGUAGCUGGUAUUACUACCACGUUAAUGAGCUUGACAGGUUCUUUGUCUCCCCCAAUUCUUGUCAUGUAGGAAGCAACAGCCAGGAAAUGAUUUCAAGUGUAGUGACUAUGCUGACCCCCUGAGAUUCUCUGCCAGUCUCCCUGAUGUAUAGUUUAGCUUUAACUUUCUAGGAUAGGGUGAGCACCUAAUCCAGGGACUACCCCUUGGCUUCCUUUGCAAAGGCUAUGUACUUCAUCAUUGCUCAGCACUCAGACAGAGCCAAGGGGAUGCCUUCUUACCCAUGGCUAUGAAGUCAGGACAGUGGACAGGCUCCACCAACAAGGGAAGACAAGCUCUAAUCACAGGUCUUUGUUGAGCCCUGGGGCUUAGUUUGGAAUACAAGUGAAGGGUUUUUUUGUCAUUUGUAUUUUUUAAAUGUAAACUUGAUUAUUUUAUUGAUAAUUUAAAAAUAAAUUACUUUAUAUUGAUUGUGAAACAGUUCUGGCUCUAUUUCCCUGCAAAAUAGUGGUUGGGUGCCACCAU